Molecule: messenger RNA, 1381 nt
Organism: Pelodiscus sinensis (Chinese soft-shelled turtle)
Lineage: Eukaryota; Metazoa; Chordata; Testudines; Trionychidae
Source: RefSeq, a predicted model, not a curated record
CGAGGCUGGAGCAGUGACCGGCGCCGCCAGCCUUGUCCUGAGCUCAAAGCGAACCCCGGGGCUGGCUGAAGACGUGAUGUCUGCUUCGCCCCAGGUCGGUGCAGCAAUGUGCCAGCCUCUGGCAGGCCGGGCUGUCCGGUGGCUCCUUGCAGUGGCUGCAGGUUCAGGCGUCGCUACCCUCGUCCUCAUCCUUGUUCAAGUGAAGGACGUUCCUCUGCCGCCAAGAACCAAGUACGGGCUGGUGUUGGACGCCGGCUCCUCGCACACGACUCUCUACGUCUACCAGUGGCCGGCCGGCAAGGAGAACGGCACCGGCAUCGUCAGCCAGGCCGCGGCCUGCACCGUACCAGGCCCCGGGAUCUCCAGUUACGCUGACGACCCUACUGGGGCUGGGGCCAGCCUGAGGGCCUGUCUGGACACAGCCAUGACGCUCAUCCCCGCCAAGCAACAGCGAGAAACGCCCGCCUACCUUGGUGCCACCGCGGGCAUGCGGCUGCUGAGGGAGCAGAACAGCACGAAGGCCGACCUGGUCUUUGCCGAGGUCUCCAGGACCAUCCGGCAGUACCCGGUGGCUUUCCAGGGUGCUCAGAUCCUCACUGGGAACGAGGAAGGGUCCUUUGGCUGGAUCACGAUCAACUACCUGCUGGAGACACUCGGCAAGUUCUCCUUCACAGGCGUGUGGACACACCCAGGGCAGCCCUUGAGUGGCACGUGGUGUCCGAGGCCGCGCCUCCUAGUGCAAGAGUCACAGACGCUGGGGUUCAACGGGGUCUACCAGCCGCCGGCGCACGGGCAGUUCUUUGCCUUUUCUGGAUUUUAUUCCGUCUUCCACUUUCUGAACCUGACCAGCGGGCAGCCCCUGAGUGACGUCCAAGCCACCGUCGAGCGCUUCUGUGCCAAGGAGUGGAGGGAGGUGCAGGCGAUGCGUCCUGCACUGAACAAGACCCGCCUGCAGGACUACUGCGGUGCCAGCACCUACAUCCUCACCCUCCUGCUGCAAGGCUACAAGUUCUCCAACCAGACCUGGAGCAACAUCCAGUUCCGCCAGCAGGUGGCUGCUGUGGACGUGGGCUGGAGCCUGGGCUACAUGCUGAACCUCACGAACGCCGUCCCCACGGAGGCUCCCGAGCGGGUGAAGGGGCAGCGGCCGGGUUCUCCCAGCCUGCCUGACGCUGGCCCUGCUCCUCUGGUCCAGCCUGGCUCUGUGCUACCAGAGGCGCUUUGCCACUUACGAGACGAUGCUGUAGCCUUGGGCCAGGGCCCUGCUGUCGGACGGAGCCAGGCGGCCUCCUCUGGCCAUCGAGCAGGCCCUGGGGCCGUGCCGUGGGCAGCCCGGUGGCCCCGCGAGCUGCUGGGCCGGGGCUGGGAAUGGCAGGUUUGA